Haemonchus placei is the source of this 786-nucleotide messenger RNA. The record is from the annotation of a GenBank genome assembly. NCBI's taxonomy places the organism in Eukaryota, Metazoa, Nematoda, Chromadorea, Rhabditida, Trichostrongylidae.
AUGUUACCUUUUGGAGGAGUGGCUCUAAUUUUUGCUUGGUGGGUGUUAGGCUCAUCGGCGAUCCUUAUUGCUCGCUAUUUCAAACCAUUGUUCCCAAGAAAGAAGCUUCUUGGCACGGCAGUCUGGUUCCAGUUCCAUCGAGAUCUCUUCCUGAUUUCUCUUGUUCUUCAAAUUCUUGCCGUCAUCUUCAUUUUUUGGCAGGCUAACUGGGUUUGGUAUCAGUGCUCUUAUCAAUGCACACCUAAGGACUUUUCGAAGAAAAUGCACGCGAUUGUCGGUGUAAUUGCCACAGUCCUGGCAGCGACACAACCUCUCUCAGCAUUUCUGCGACCAUCACCGAAUUCCCGGUAUCGCUUCAUUUUCAACUGGACCCAUUGGCUGGUUGGAAUGACGGCAUGGGGUUUUGCUAGUACGGCCAUGAUUCUGUCGCUACCGAUGGGUAAAACAGGAUUGAAUUCGUACUAUGGAUACGCUCCCAACUGGGUUAUGGGAGGAUACAUCCUGUUCUUCAUUGGAAUCAAUGUUGUUAUGGAAAUGCUUGCCACUAACAACGAACCACGAAUGGAGAAAAAUGUUUCGGAACUUAAGCCGCAUCGUUUUAUUGUAGGACCGAAUGGUAUGGCUCUUUCCCAUUUGAAUGGGCCUGCCGUUGAAUCUCCACUGGCGCCGCCAACGCAUGGAAAAGCCCGCCUGUUCUUCUUCUUCUUGCAUCUGAUUGUCGCUCUGGGAGUCGCCAUCACAAUUACGGUAAUGCUGGUGAAGAUACUGCUAUCACACUCCACAUAA